AUGGUGAGCGCACACAGUCGAUUCUCGAUCCUCUUAAAGUGAACCCAUGUCACUGACCCGACGCCAUGCCCGACUCGCCGACAGGGAGAGUCGCGUACGGAACUGAUCGCCUGGCUCAACGACCUGCUGCAAAUCCAAUACACCAAAGUCGAACAAUGCGGUACGUCUUUUAAGCAGAUCAAGCUUCAAUCGAAGAGACAGUCUUCCCUCCGUGCUUUGUGCCUGCGAGUACGACGCCCUGGUACAGCCAGCUGAAUGCUGACGAUGAUGUGUUCGUUCUUCACUCCUCCCCGUCUCGCGCGUCAUUUCGCCCUCGCUCGACUCGCUCGAUCUUCACAGGCACCGGAGCGGCGUAUUGCCAGGUCAUCGACAGUAUUUUUGGCGAUGUGCCCAUGAAGAAGGUCAAGAUGAGCUCGAGGUCAGUCUCGCUUCCACCCACAGCACGCCGUGGACGGCGCGUAGAGCCGCGACUGAGACUACGUUCCGGGCCUUUUCGCAGAGGUGAACACGAACAUGUUCUCAACUACAAGGUCCUACAAAACUCAUUCAAAUCCCACAACAUCGACAAGGUGCGUCUUACUUCACCGUCCUGCGCAUCAUCCGCGCUCUUCCGGCUCGUCCUUUAUUUUCGCUCAACCCCCUGUCUCCGACGCGGACCUAUAACCCCAAAAUCUAGCCUAUCCCCGUCGACCGCUUGAUCAAAUGCAAGAUGCAAGACAACCUCGAGUUCUUGCAAUGGCUCAAAAAGUUCUGGGACCAAAGCUUCCCCGGCGGCGAAUACGAUCCGAUCGGGAGGCGACAAGGUUUGGGCAUCGAGCCGCCCAUGCUUGGAGGUGGGUCCACUUCAGCAGGUUCGUGAAAGCUGAGCUCCGGUAAGAAGAAACGAAGGGAAAGGUGUGAAUUUCUCAAUGUGGGAACUUUCAUGUACAGCCCGUGGGAGAACGCCCGUGAAUGCGCCUGCUCCGGCACCUGUGAGGAGGGCAGGGACGUCGUCGGGCCCUACAGGCGCGGCGAGACGACCCGUCGGAGUAGCAUCCGCAGGUGAGUCGCACGACCGGGUCGGCACUUCCCCUCUCUGCGUGUCUGACGAAUGAUUCGUCUUUGCAACGACUCCACACAGGGCGGCCAGCAUCGACAACAUCCUCGGCUCGGUCCGGCCCCAGCGCGACCGAGAUCGCGGCGUUGAACGCACAGAUGGAGGACAUGAAAAUCACCGUCGACUCGAUGGAGAAGGAGCGAUCGUUUUACUACGAAAAGUUGAGGUCGAUAGAGAUCCUCAUCGGGGCGCGUCUGGAGUCGGACGACGAGACCAUCACUGAAAGCGAGAUGGAGACCUUGAAGGCGAUCGAGACCAUCUUGUAUUCGACAGAGGUACGUUGCACCGACCUGGGAACCAUACGAAUCGAGGGAGAAUUGAUUGAUUUGUAUUACGUUUUUGUAUAACCUACAGGAGGGUUUUGAGGUGCCGGAGGAAGAAGGAGAAGAGUUGGUCGAAGGAGUCGAAGGCGAUGAAGAGGAGACAUUCUAGACGUCUUCCCGUUCCAUCUCCUUCCACCCACCACCUAUAUCUUCCAUUGCUUUGGCCUCUUUUAUUUUUCCCGUUCGCAUCCCCACCCAUAUCAUUGCUGCUUUGUAUAAUUCAGUCAUCUAUCAAAGCGCAGAAACAUCGAUAACAGUCGCGAAGAAGGCCGAGAGGCAUGAUCGAAGUUGCAACUCAAUGUUCGCUGAUCUCAACUUCGAUGGCAUCCCUUGCUUUCGACACCUCCUCACCCGCUGCCUUCUCAGGAGAAGUUUGUUCAUCCUCUUUACGCCCCCGUUCAUCGAGCUGCCCCUCCAGAGGGAACUCAGUGUCCUCUCCGACCAUCUGCUCGCCAACCCCAUCUUCCACGACGCCCAUCUGCACCUCCUCGAUCCCACCCUGUUCUUCAAUCUCUCCCCUCCUCAUCUCCACCCCCUUCAACCAUUCAUUCUCAGCCAAAAACUGCAGGACCUGCAAUACGUCCGAGACGAGGUGCUUCCAAUCCCUUUCGGCGAGUUGGGCGAAUGGGUCCGAGCGAGCAAAGGGGUUGUAG
Microbotryum saponariae is the source of this 2072-nucleotide messenger RNA. The record is from the annotation of a GenBank genome assembly. Lineage: Eukaryota; Fungi; Basidiomycota; Microbotryomycetes; Microbotryales; Microbotryaceae.